CCUUCCUUUCUACCAUUUCCUGCCGAUUGCUAGUUUCUUGGACGCCAUAUAUCCGUCUAGGGCGGCAAGCCAUGUCCAUUCUUCCAAACUCCCCGUAGUUCUUGAAUGCAUCAAUUUGCUGUUCGGUCUUCGCUGCGCUGAUUAAUUGAUUGUCUCCAAGAUGAACGACCUUUUCUCGUCGAGCUCGUUCAAGAAAUAUGCGGACGCGAGCCCGCAGCCGUCGGCGGGCGACAUGGAGGCCGGCGGCGAGAGCGUUGUGAACCUGGACAAGUUCUUCGAGGACGUGGAGGCCGUGAAGGAGGACAUGCGCGGGCUGGAGGGCAUGUACAAGCGCCUCCAGUCCGCGAACGAGGAGAGCAAGACGGCGCACGACGCGCGCGCCGUCAAGUCCCUCCGCGCCCGCAUGGACGCCGACGUCGAGCAGGUCCUCCGUCGCGCCAAGGCCGUCAAGGGCAAGCUCGAGGCCCUCGACCGCUCCAACGCCACCUCCCGCAAGGUCCCCGGAUGCGGGCCAGGCUCCUCCACCGAUCGCACCCGCACCUCCGUCGUCGCCGGCCUCGGCAAGAAGCUCAAGGACAUCAUGGAUGACUUCCAGGGGCUGAGGACGAGGAUGGCGGCGGAGUACAAAGAGACGGUGGCACGGCGGUACUACACGGUGACGGGGGAGAAGGCGGAGGACAGCACGAUCGAUGCGCUCAUCUCGUCGGGGGAGAGCGAGUCGUUCCUGCAGAAGGCGAUCCAAGAGCAAGGGCGUGGGCAGGUGAUGGACACCAUCUCGGAGAUCCAGGAGCGGCACGACGCCGUGAAGGAGAUCGAGCGCAGCCUGAUGGACCUGCACCAGGUGUUCCUCGACAUGGCGGCGCUCGUCGAGGCGCAGGGCCACCAGCUCAACGACAUCGAGAGCCACGUCGCGCACGCCAGCUCCUUCGUGCGCCGCGGCACCGUCGAGCUGGAGACCGCGCACGAGUACCAGAAGAGCAGCCGCAAGUGGAUGUGCAUCGCCGUCCUCGCCGGGAUCGUGCUCGUCGCCGUCCUCGUCCUGCCCGUGCUCGUCAACCUCCGCAUCUUAACGCUCCCCACCAGAUGA
Phragmites australis (common reed) is the source of this 1087-nucleotide messenger RNA. Its product is annotated as syntaxin-124-like. NCBI's taxonomy places the organism in Eukaryota, Viridiplantae, Streptophyta, Magnoliopsida, Poales, Poaceae. Gene Ontology annotation, cellular component: plasma membrane; endomembrane system; SNARE complex. Gene Ontology annotation, biological process: vesicle fusion; exocytosis; intracellular protein transport. Gene Ontology annotation, molecular function: SNARE binding; SNAP receptor activity. The transcript is spliced from 2 exons. The record is from RefSeq and is a predicted model, not a curated record. The coding region runs from base 161 to 1087 and encodes 308 amino acids.